AUAUAGAGCAACUGUUUCACUAUCUUGGUAUAUCAUACAUUAAUGACAUUUCUAUGUAUUCGAAAGUAGAGUUACUAGACUGAAUCGUACAAAGAAAAAUUAUUAAUAAUGGAUGUGAAAAAGAUACAUGAAUUUAUGGAAUUGGUUGGACGUCUGAAGCACAUGAAAAGAACUGGAUGGGUGUUAAGAAACAUUCCUGAUCCUGAAACAAUAGCAGGACAUAUGUACAGGAUGGCUAUUCUUUCUUUAUUAGCAGAUGGUGAAGAUAAUUUAGAUAAAAACAAAAUUAUGCAAAUGACUCUAAUUCAUGAUUUAGCUGAAUGUAUUGUUGGGGAUAUAACACCCAUUUGUGGUAUUUCUCCUGAGGAAAAACAUAGACGAGAAGAUGCUGCAAUGGAAGAAAUUUGUCAACUCUUAGGCGAUAAAGGUCCAAUUAUAUUACAAAUGUUUCGUGAAUAUGAAAAGCAAGAGUCUCCAGAAGCUCAAUAUGUGAAAGAUUUGGACAGACUGGAUUUAAUUAUGCAAGCAUAUGAAUAUGAGAAACGAGACAAUAUCCCUGGUAAAUUACAAGAGUUUUUUUCAUCGUCUCUAGAUAAAAUUAAACAUCCAUUCAUCAACAAAGUUGCUGCUGAAAUCAGUAUUGAAAGAAAUACUUUAUUUUCUAAUUUAAAUAAAACAGAAUGACAACAGA
Messenger RNA from Vespa velutina, 691 nucleotides. RefSeq names its product 5'-deoxynucleotidase HDDC2. Gene Ontology annotation, molecular function: 5'-deoxynucleotidase activity. Bases 109 to 684 code for a protein of 191 amino acids. The transcript has 4 exons. Lineage: Eukaryota; Metazoa; Arthropoda; Insecta; Hymenoptera; Vespidae. Gene Ontology annotation, cellular component: cytoplasm. The record is from RefSeq and is a predicted model, not a curated record.